AUGAAGGACAACUUUUCGAUCGUGUAUGAAACUUUGCAUGUCGACAACUCACGUGGCGAACGGGAGAAUGCGCUCAACAUCUCAGAUGCUGAUCUCAAGAAACGUGAUGUCAUUAUGAUUGAUGUUGCCAACGACCCCAUCGAUCCCAAGGAUUAUAAGGCCCAAGAAGAUCCCAAAAUGGUGCAUUCCUUCAAGACCGGUCGUGGCCCUCUUACUGAGAAGGAUUGGACACAAAAGGUCGAGCCUGUCAUGACUUGCUACAAGCUGGUGUACAUUGAAUUCAAGUGGUUUGGUCUUCAGGGCAAGGUGGAAUCUUUCCUCGCCAAGACGAUCCACAACUUAUUCAUCAAAUUCCAUAGACAAUUGUUUUGCUGGAUGGAUCAAUGGUAUGGCAUGACAAUCGAUGAUAUCCGAGCAUUAGAAGAACAAAUCAAAAAGGAUCUCGACGUGAAGCGAAAUGAAGGCACCGUCCCUGGUUCCGGAUCUGAUUCAGCUAGCAUUGCUGCAAGCAGCGUUCAUACUGCAAAUGGCAAACAAUAA
This is a messenger RNA of Lichtheimia ornata, 540 nucleotides long. RefSeq lists its product as uncharacterized. The transcript is spliced from 2 exons. The coding region runs from base 1 to 540 and encodes 179 amino acids. Gene Ontology annotation, biological process: phospholipid transport. Gene Ontology annotation, cellular component: cytoplasm. The record is from RefSeq and is a predicted model, not a curated record. NCBI's taxonomy places the organism in Eukaryota, Fungi, Mucoromycota, Mucoromycetes, Mucorales, Lichtheimiaceae. Gene Ontology annotation, molecular function: phosphatidylcholine binding; phosphatidylinositol transfer activity; phosphatidylinositol binding.